This is a messenger RNA of Acanthochromis polyacanthus (spiny chromis), 5778 nucleotides long. It is a transcript of the gene pou5f3, whose product is annotated as POU domain, class 5, transcription factor 3. Gene Ontology annotation, molecular function: DNA-binding transcription factor activity, RNA polymerase II-specific; RNA polymerase II cis-regulatory region sequence-specific DNA binding. Lineage: Eukaryota; Metazoa; Chordata; Actinopteri; Pomacentridae. The record is from RefSeq and is a predicted model, not a curated record. Gene Ontology annotation, biological process: regulation of transcription by RNA polymerase II.
ACUGCAGUCUCCUCCUCACUGCGAUCCUCAUUCAGCGCUGACCACCCCUCCUCCUCCCUAUUUCUUGGACUCCCUCAGGGCUCUGAAGAGAUAUCAGAGUCAGAAAGGGAAAAUCCAUUGUUUUAGUGACAUGGACCAUUAUGAGAGAAGUUACUGUAUAUUUCUGGAAGAAAUAGUUACAUUUCAUUGGAAUUUUCCAUUUCAUACCACAUUUGUGCCUCUAAACUUUCCCAGAAUGAUAAAUAAACUGAGCUAUCUGCCAAAGUAGCACCCCAGUCAGCUAUCACAAAGAUCAUUUUGGUGUUUUUCACUUCACCUGCAAUAUAAGUUAGAAAAAAAUAUUUUUACGGUAAAAUUUCCACAGCUGUGGUUGCCAGAAUGCUACAGUAAAACAUUUUCUUCAUUUACAGUCAAAAAGUGUAUUGACUGUUGAUUUUAUGUUUAAAAAAUGUGCUUCAUUCCAUAUAUUACUGUAAAAAAAGUUUUAACCUUUAAAAUCUUGAAAAUUCACAUAAAAAUGCCAUAUAAAAUAAAGUUUCUGUGACUUAGAAAUAUUAAAGCAUUUUCAUUAUCAACACAAGAGUUUGUGUAUUUAACAUUAAAUAUAUGUAUUUUUAGCUAUGACACUCAUAAAUCUUAGAGCAUAUGUCUGUUUUUAACAGAAAAGUACAUCAAUUUGACCGGUAUAAACUGUAAUUUUUGUAUUAAAUAAAUCAGCACAAGUACAGGUAGCUGUAAAAAAUGGUUGAUAUUUUGAGAAGUAAAUCCAAAAACAGUAUUGAUUUCCAUUUUUUAAAUGAAAUAACUGAGCAUGAUCAGUUUUGUCCUGAUGACCUUACAGUAUUCAGUGUCACAUAAACUGUAUCAAACUGUUUUAGAGUUUACAGAUUUUUACUGUCAUGGUUUGACACUUUUUCACCCUAAAACUUACAAACUUUUUUUUUACAGUGUGGUCCCCACAUUUUGCACAUUAAAGUCCAGCAGGUCUUGCUUAUUCCACCUGCAGACAGCUCAGUCCUCAGGCCAGUUUUGGCCACCUCAGACUUUAGUCCAGGGUGAAACCGGUUUCAGAUGGCAGGGGGGCAGUGGGUGUGGGCGGCAUGAAAGAGUGGAGACUUAUUGUUUCAAUGUGAAAAGGCGCUAAUGGUCGACCAUCGAGACUCGGGAUCUGAAAUCCACAGGGUGCCCCCGGACCCGGUCGCACAAUGGCACCCCCUCUCCCUUCCCGCAGUGCGUCUUCCUGCCGCAAUCUGCAGCGAACGACUCGCGCUGGGGUAGCGCAUCUGCCCUGAUGCUUCGGCCAUUGAGGCCUCUGAAUGGCCGCGGAUCAUCGCUUAAAUGGGAGAAGUUCACGUGAAUGCUGUUUGAUGGUUUUAUGAAUUUGGUAGUUUUUUUCCCCAUUCUAACAAGAAACUGCGCGUAAAGGUGCCGAAAUCUCCACGGUGUUGUGUGGAAAUGUAUUACUAUUGAUACCUAAAUCUUAUUUCUAUAAAAAACAACAAAAACACAGUCCAGAUUAAACCACAAGUACUUAAACACCCACAAACAAUCUAUACUACUACAAGUGAAAACCUCAGUGAACCUCUUUAUCUACAGUCGUUUGGGUGUAUAAUUCCAUCUCUUUAGGUUUAUCUCAUGAAACGUUACACUCACUGUGUUCCUGUUCUGUGUGUUUUGCUUAUCUCAUUUUCAAAGCCAUCAAAUUAACCUGGCCUCUGUUUGUUUCUAAUUAAAUAUGCCCUGAUUAAUUUAAGUUAAUGUGUUUGAUCACAGUUACUCUGGAUGUAUUUUUUCUAAAUGGAUGGAUUCAGGCCACAUUGACAGGAUUUUAAUACCAAAGCCGUCUUUUAAAGUGGAAUAAUUGUAAGCAAAGCCAGCCUUAUAAUUCAUGCAUGAGGUUAUGGUGUUACAGAAUGUAUUUACAGGAGCAGAGGCCCUUUUCGUUCUGCAAAUGUGCCUUUUAAAAGAAAAAAAAACACAAUUUCAAAUUGCAUAAUAAGUGUUAAAUUCGCUUUAAAAUCAAGAAAAUGUAUCUAGUUUGCAGUGGAGUUUAUGUGAAACCACGCCUGCUACAUUGGGAAUAAUCAAGGUCAUUUGCACAUUUACCAUUCUUUACCACCAAUUGUCUGCUGCAGCCAAUAGGCGUAGAGGUCCUGGUAUCACCAACGCCCACAGCUGUGUGGAGCAAAACCUGUGGAUCUGGGGCUGGAGAGGGACAUUUGAGCUUGCAGGUGAGCUGAGCGCAAACCUUCAUGGACUAGGCCGCAGAGAUAUCCAAAAGGGCAGCUGUGGCCUUCAUUUCUUGCCUAAUUUCUCUGAUGCUGGUUUAGUUUUAGCCUAUUUCACCUUUAUUUCCUCCGAGCUUCAACUUGAAACGGGUGAAAAGGUUUAAAACCAGCCGCCUUUAACUUUUUCUGUUCAACUUUGGAAGAUGUCUGAAAGAGCGCAGAGUCCGGAGUGCCAGAUUCGGCCUUACGACUACAGCAGGGCCAACCCUUGCAUCCAGGCUUCGGCUCAGGAGGGUUUGGGGAGCGCUGCGUCGUUCCAGCUUCCUCACGGCGUCCUGCCAGACCCGGGCCUCCUUUACAGCAAAACCACCUACAGCGGGAUCACACCGGCUUCUGCGCAGUCAUUCUUCCCCUUUCCACCCGUCGCCAGCGACUACAGAGGAUCCGAGCUGCAGGUUGGAGAGUUCGGCCAACCCAAACCUUGGUAUCCAUUCGUUGGUCCUGAAUACACUGGCCAGGUACCCGGUGUGACCGCAGCCACCCAGCCCACUAACUCAAGCCCUCCGGUAGCCGAGACCCGUGAGCAGAUCAAACUACCUGAGAUAAAGGUGGAGAGGGACACCGGUAUCGAGUACUCCACGGGGGUGAAGCCUCAGCAGUUCCAGACGCCGCCGACUUCCGCCGCUGUGCCCAACGGAGUCUUCUACCCCGCAGCCUGGAACCCGUCCUUCUGGCCCGGGAUCGCCCACAUCACACCACCCGGUGGGAACAAUCAAAAUCCCACAACGUCCUCGGCAUCUUCUCCAUCCAUGUCCCCCUCCCCUGGCAACGGGCUUCCAGGGAACGCGUUCUUCAGCGUGAACGCGUCUCAGGCCCCACCGACCCACAGACGGAGAACCAGGUCUCCAGCACCCGGAGCAGCGGCUCAUCCAGCGGGGGGUGCAGUGACUCUGAGGAGGAGAGUCUUUCCACUGAAGAUGGAGAAGUUUGCCAAGCAGCUGAAGCACAAACGCAUUACUUUGGGUUUCACUCAAGCAGAUGUUGGCCUUGCACUGGGUAACCUGUAUGGAAAAAUGUUCAGCCAGACAACCAUUUGCCGUUUUGAGGCUCUGCAGCUGAGCUUCAAGAACAUGUGCAAGCUGAAGCCUCUUCUGCAGAGAUGGCUGGAUGAGGCCGAGACCUCAGAAAAUCCUCAGGAUAUGUACAAGAUUGAGCGGGUGUUUGUCGACACCAGGAAGAGAAAGCGGAGGACCAGUCUGGAGGGAGCCGUACGCUCUGCUCUUGAAUCCUACUUCAUCAAGUGUCCGAAGCCCAACACUCAGGAGAUCACGCACAUCUCAGAUGACCUGGGCCUGGAGAGAGACGUUGUACGUGUCUGGUUCUGCAACAGGAGACAGAAGGGAAAGCGUCUGGCCCUGCCGCUGGAUGAGGAGUGUGACGGUCAGUAUUAUGAGCAGAGUCCUUCCCCCCUUAGCAUGGCCCCUUCCCCCAUCCCCAGUCAGGGCUACCCAGUUCCCAGCUACCCUGGAGCUCCUCCUCCUACACUCUACAUGCCCUCUCUUCACCCGCCUGAUGUCCUGAAACAAGCCCUGCAUCCCGGACUGGUUGGUCACCCGACUGGAUAAACCAGCGGUAGUCACAGCCAGAACCACAGAUUGCCUCCCCAAGCCCUCUGUUCAACCCCAACACAUGCUGGAAAUGAGCUCUACUUCCAGUAACCAGAUAAAAAAAAAAAAUCAGCUUGUGCCAUGGGGUUGAAACAUUGUGAGUGGGAUGGAGCAAAGUGGUCUCUUGCUCCCGUUGUGAUGGUGAAACCAAACGAGCUGCUGUCCCAUGACCGCCACCUCACACCAGCUGAUUUGUCUUCAAACAAAAAAACAGGAAAAAAAAAAUUUAAAAAUGGAAUGUUAUUGUAUUUUUGUGUUCUUGCAUUGUGCGUAAUAACUUCAGGUUUAGAACAAAGGUUAGGUGCUGUCUGGUCCACAUGUGGAAAGAAGAUGGGGUUGUAAAUGGUCUAAGGAUCAGAUUAAUUCCUGGGUAGGUUUUCUGUGGGCCAGACAAGGAAGAAUCUGGGGUGCCAAUGAAAUCAAUGUGAGGGAAAACCUCCUUAAACAGUAUUCAUUUUUGACAGUUCUUGUCAAAUUAUUUGUGCAAUACUUCUGUCACUGCAAUAGGAAAUGCUCUUUUAAUAUGCAUUUUUAACAUUGAAUUUUUUUGCACAAAAUUACAUUUUUAAUGUUGACUACAAUCUCUUUAAUUUUUCUCUUUAUGAUUAUCGUCGUUGACGUCUUUGGUGAAUAUUUGGAACAUUAAUGGGGUUUGGUUUGAUUCAAUGUAACUUUGGGGGAAUGUUUUUUGCUGUCAGUAUUUGUAUCUUUCCCUCAUUUCAUUUUAAUUGUAGUUUUGUGUUGAUGUUGAAUAACACUACUGAAAGUCAAGUCUGAGUGCUAAUUGGAUUUCAUGAAGUUGUUUUUACUUGGAUGAUCAUUUUUAAACUGAUAUUAAAUGUCAGGGAUUUGACCUCAGAGUUCUCACUCAUACUUGAAUAUUUUUCAAUUCUACAUCUCAAUUUGUUGUUCUCAGUAUUAAUUGUUGGCUCAUCUUACCUCUUGAGUUAAUGCUCCUGACUUAAAUAUUUACCGUAAGAGUGCAAUCAGAAUGGUUAGACCAGGGGUGUCAAGAUCUGUUCCUGGAGGGCCACUAUCCUGCAUGUUUUAGAUGUUUCCCUCUUCCAUCACAGCUGAUUCAAAUGAUCAGGCUCGUUAUCAGGCUUCUGCUGAGCUUGAUGAUAAGCUGAUCAUUUGAAUCAGGUGUGUUGGAAGAGGGAAACAUCUAAAACAUGCAGGACAGUGGCCCUCCAGGAACUGAGUUUGACACCUGGGUUAGACUAAAGCUAUUAGUUUUAGUGAGAAUGUAAAUGAUUAAUAUAUUAAUAUCAGCAACAAUGACAUGUUUUCUUAAAACAUCCUAAAUGUUAAUGUUUGCCUGCAGCAAGCAAAUUUGGCUUUUUCUUCCUUUUAGAACUUUUUUUUUUUUUUUUGUAAAUGCAAUCUAAUGAAUUCUUCAGUGUUUUUUGCUAAUUCCCAUCAAAAGUGAAUGAUGCCAAUGCUGGUUUGCAACUGUAACUACAGAAGUAAAAGUGAUAUUUACAGUUUACAUGCAUGCUGACAUGUUAACUACGACAAGUAGAAAUGUCUGUUUUACAUAUGAUUGGAGAAGUUGAGCUAUGUUUAUGUCUCGAGUACUUCAUAGUAUUCCACGUAGACUCUGACAGUAAACCAUGAUUUUUUUAUUAGUAAUUCAAGAAAAGCUUGAAAUCAACAGUUAACAGACCAAAUGAAACCAGUCAUCAAAAGCAAAUACAGUCCAGGAGAUAAUGGAAUAAAACAUUGCUUUUUAAAAUGAAUCAACAUUUCACCAUUUGAAUGCUAGAGAGCAUGAUGAGAAUGUGAUUGGUUAGAUUCAAAUGUUAUACAGAUUUUUCUGUUAAACACAAAUGCUGCAGUUGCAGAGCUGGAGACUCCCGUAGGCAAAAGAUAAGCCAUGUAAA